Molecule: messenger RNA, 1418 nt
Organism: Mytilus californianus (California mussel)
Lineage: Eukaryota; Metazoa; Mollusca; Bivalvia; Mytilida; Mytilidae
Product: ZZ-type zinc finger-containing protein 3-like
Exons: 10
Coding region: 106-1416 (436 amino acids)
Molecular function (GO): zinc ion binding
Source: RefSeq, a predicted model, not a curated record
GGGAGAUUUCAAUAUGGACGCCUCCAGUGAAAUAAGUAUAAUUGCACCGAUGGACAUAGCCUAAGCGAAAGGGUAACGGGAAAAAUCAACAAACAAGUCCGGUUGAUGAAAACCAAUAUGGAGUCAACAGAUGGUGAAAACCAACCAAUGGAAAUGGAUAUCAGUAAGGUCAAAGUUGAAAUAGAUGAAGAAAUUGACACAUACUACUUUGAAUCUGAUCAUGUUGCUUUAAAAGGAAAUGCAGACUAUCAUGCCAUGCUGAGAACUAUAGCGCUAUUGGAAGCUCAGAGAAUUCAGGCUAUUUCUGAUUUAGAUAGACUUUAUAAAUGUCGAGAUGAUGCGUUAGAAGAUCCUAUAGGUUUUGUGGACAAGCUACAAAGAGGGGAAGACUUAAACUUACCAAAACAACAGAGAAUUGCAGAAUUACCAAUGAUAAAUUGGGAAAAGUACACCAGUACUGUUGACUUUACAUCACUAGGGAUCCCAAAACAUCUGACAAGGUUAAAAAAACAGCUUGUUAAUGGUGCAGCUUCAACAGAAAAUGAACAGAAACCCAUCAAUGCUAACUUACAGACAUUUGAUGGUCAGUCAAGUUUAGUGAGGGGUCGUAUAAAAGAAGAGGGCAAAUCAGCCACAUUUAACCAGCUUUGGUCUAUAGAAGAACAGAAAAGGUUAGAAGAUUUGCUGAUAACCUACCCUCCUGAAGAUGUGGAGGCUAAAAGAUGGCAGAAGAUUGCAACAGCUAUAGGAAACAGAACACCUCAGCAAGUGGCUAGUCGUGUACAGAAGUAUUUCAUAAAAUUAGCAAAGGCUGGGCUGCCUAUACCUGGCAGGAUGCCUAAUGUUGGCAACUUAGGUAUUAAAAAGCAAGGUCACAGACAUCACAGGUACCACAAGUUUUAUUAUCAGCCAUCAACAUUUCUCCAAUCCCAUCAGCCACCAGUAUACAUGUCUGAUGAUGACGAAUCACAAAGUUACCAUAGUUUUGGCAGAGAUACUGAAGAUUCUCAAGGGAGCAUGGCAGAGGAAUAUGAAUUUAUAUCAGAUGAUGAAUCUAUACCAGUAGAACUACGAGAUAGUGAGGACUAUGAAGAGUUGAUGAAACUGAAAAGAUUAAAGAAACAGAAGCUACAAUCUUUACAGUGUUUUCAUGAAGGGUUUAAAUGUGACAAAUGUGAAGUUGAACCAAUACCAGAUACCAGAUGGCAUUGCCUUGAUUGUCCUGUAGGAGAGGAGGUUGAUUUCUGUGAGGAUUGUGUCGACAGCAACUUUGAAACAGGGAAGCACAAUUCUAGUCACAGAUUGAAGCCAAUUAGACUUCCCAGCAAAGACACAUGUGUAAAAGACAGAGACUAUAUGACUUUCAUGCCUGGAGAUUAUAACUAUCUUGAUCCUAAUUAUAUGCCUGCAACCUAAAA